Molecule: messenger RNA, 1214 nt
Organism: Culex pipiens pallens (northern house mosquito)
Lineage: Eukaryota; Metazoa; Arthropoda; Insecta; Diptera; Culicidae
Product: serine protease Hayan-like
Exons: 4
Coding region: 153-941 (262 amino acids)
Biological process (GO): proteolysis
Molecular function (GO): serine-type endopeptidase activity
Source: RefSeq, a predicted model, not a curated record
GGUGAGAGUCGGAUAAAAACGUUUACGUCGAGCCAAACUGGUUUCAUUUGCGUUCCGAUCGGCGACUCUUCAGGACAAAAAGUUUGUUGUCACUGCCACUUCUAGUGGAGUUGUUAUUCUUCAGUGGCAGGUAGUGGCUACAUAUCCAAAAAAUGUUGGUGCAUUUUGUUUUGCUUGUUUGGAUCUCCCUAAUGGUCCGGUCAGGUAAAGCUCAGAACUUUGAACCCCACGAGGCGUCCCACGUGGCCCUCAUCGGCUGGACUCACGCCGAUGGGAUCAAGUUUGACUGCACGGGAUCGUACAUCGGCAAGAACAUGAUCCUAACUGGCGCGCGCUGUCUCGAACGCAACGGAACACGUGCCGACGUCGUACGGCUUGGAGCAGCCGUCGGAUCCCCGCGGGACUUUGCCAUCAAGGAUGUGAUUGUCCACUAUCGGUACCAGGCCGAGUACUACUACCACAACAUGGCAAUCGUAUACCUGAAAGAGGAACCUCAGAGUGUUUCGAAGAUCUUCAAGCCGGCCUGCAUUCUGUCGACCCUCCCAACACCAGCCACGCAAAUUCACCUGAUCGGCAGGGACGCCGAAGGUGUGUUCCAGAAGACCGCCGUCGAGCUGGUCGAUUCGGACAAAUGUCACGAGUAUUACAGUCCCACGAAAAAGUUCAAAUAUGGCGCCCUGUUGGUGUGCUGUAUGUGUGCUAGAAGUGCGAAGACGACGACCAAGUGUGCGAGUGAACUGUCGGCGCCAAUGCAGACGAUCGUGGAGACGAACGGCAAACGAGUGCCAUUUUUGGUGGGACAGAAGACGAUCGGACGAUCGUGUGGGUCAAAGAUUCCGGGGAUUUACACGCGGCUCAGCUCGGAUGGACACUUUCCAUGGAUUGCGACCAUCGCGGGGAUCGACUUUGCCAACCACGACGCUUGCUUCGAGCGCUAUUGAUUGGCAGACCCCUUCCCGGAUUACGGCAAGACGGAUAAUAAUCUCUACCUUCAGCACUUUUGACAUCAUAUAAUAACACCCUCUGUUUUAGCGUCGACAUUUAAUUUUGCUUGGGAAAACCGGCGUCCAGCUUAAUGGUGCGGCUAUUGCGAGCUUGCUAAUUUAUUAUCGCUUGAAGAUUGCAUGCAGUUUAUUACGUAAUAAAAGGAUGAGUAGUCUCUUAAGAAUUCAUUAAAACAAGAACUAAAAGAAAUGUGCACUGAAAAGAAUCUU